AUGUUGUCAUAAUUUUUUAUACUCUCAGCCAGAGUCAGAUUGGAUCUUGGAAGAGAAACCAGUGAAAUAUUCUUUAGGAAAGUUAAGUUCUGGAAAGGAGACCCUCCCCCAUGCUUUACUGUGGAGGGAAUCAAUUUCUUUUACACCAAGAAAUUCGGAAUAUUCUUCGUAGCAACUACUAAGCACAACGUCUCGCCUUCCUUCGUGAUGGACAUCUUAUAUAGAAUGAUGAAAGUCUUCAGGGAUUAUUGUGGAGUCUUAAAUGAAGAGAGUAUUAGGAAAAAUUUCGUGUUGAUCUAUGAGAUUAUUGAUGAGAUUAUUGAUUACGGCCAUCCUUAGUUGAUGACAACUGAGAAUAUCAAACAAUUCAUUGUGAAUGAGGCUAUUCUAAUCUAGCAGAAGUAGUAGACUAGCAACUUCAGACCAAACAUAUUCUCCUCCAAUACUAUUCCAUCGACAGCUAUUCAAAGGCCUCUGUCCUAAAUCACAGACAAGAAAAACAUGAAAAAUGAAAUCUUUGUAGAUAUUUUCGAAAAGCUUACAGUACUUUUCAAUGCUAACGGAUUCGUGAUUAACUCUUCAAUCGAUGGCGUUAUUUAAAUGAAGUCUUACUUAUAGGGUAAUCCUGAGUUGCGAUUAGUCUUGAAUGAUGAUUUAGUCGUAGGAAGAGCUAACGCAGGAGGCGGCGGAGGAGGUCAAGUAGUUGGCUCUGUCGUUUUGGACGAUUGUAAUUUCCAUGAGUGUGUAGAUGUAAGAGACUUUGAAGCUAUGAAGACCUUAACAAUUAACCCACCAGAUGGAGAAUUCUUGGUCAUGAACUAUAGAAUAAACGGAGAUUAUGCCACUCCUUUCAGAAUAUAUCCUUUCAUUGAUGAGAUAUCACAAUAUAAACUACAGCUAACUCUAAAGGUGAGAGCUACUUUCCCACCUGAUCACUUCGCCACUUAAGUACUCGUAAAAUUCCCUGUACCCAGAUAGACCACAAAUGUGACAUUUGAAAUUCCCAAGGGAAUCUAAGGGCAUUCAGCUGAAUACAAAUAAACUGAAUAAUUGACUGAAUGGGCAAUUAAAAAGUUUCAGGGUGGAGUUGAGCACACUCUUAUCGUUAAAAUUACACUUAAGAAUCCAACUGCUACUGAGUGUAGAAAGGAGAUUGGACCAGUAUCUAUGAACUUUGAGAUCCCAAUGUACAAUGUUAGUAAUCUGCAGGUAAAAUAUUUGAAAAUAGCAUCAACUCAAAAGAACUAUAAUCCCUAUAGAUGGGUUAGAUAUGUCACAUAGUCAUCUUCAUAUGUAUGCAGAACUUGA
This is a messenger RNA of Stylonychia lemnae, 1308 nucleotides long. Lineage: Eukaryota; Ciliophora; Spirotrichea; Sporadotrichida; Oxytrichidae. The record is from the annotation of a GenBank genome assembly.